Messenger RNA from Phycodurus eques (leafy seadragon), 2041 nucleotides. RefSeq names its product TATA box binding protein (Tbp)-associated factor, RNA polymerase I, B (gene taf1b). Gene Ontology annotation, biological process: RNA polymerase I preinitiation complex assembly; nucleolar large rRNA transcription by RNA polymerase I. The record is from RefSeq and is a predicted model, not a curated record. Lineage: Eukaryota; Metazoa; Chordata; Actinopteri; Syngnathiformes; Syngnathidae. The transcript has 14 exons. Bases 118 to 1833 code for a protein of 571 amino acids. Gene Ontology annotation, cellular component: RNA polymerase transcription factor SL1 complex; RNA polymerase I core factor complex. Gene Ontology annotation, molecular function: RNA polymerase I core promoter sequence-specific DNA binding.
GUGAUGCUGACCGUCAAUGAAGAAGAAGAAGAAGAAGAAGAAGAAGAAGAAAAAAAGUGAGGCGCAUUGCGUCUUCAGUGUCAAACUUUCGCUGUCAGAGCGUUUUGUUGUGGAAAAAUGAACGAAGAUUUGACGGGAAAUUACCGGGAAGCAUGUUCGCAGUGUGGGUCUGUGGACUGGGGAUUGUCAGACGAGCAACGGUUCUUCUGCAGGUCUUGUCACAACAUCAUCGAGAGAACCCUUGAAGUGCAGUCCUACCCGUGCACGCCGGGAUCGUCGCAGAUCUCCUCCAUCAAAAGAGGGAUCCGAAGAAAGAGACAAAAGCGAGAGUGUCUGUGGCUGGAGUGUGAAGGCUUCCAGUUCAUCCUGAUGAAGCAAGCGGCCGCGCUGCUCGAGCUCGGCGUCCCCCCAAGUUUUAAGGACGACGUUUUGUGGCCGCUUUGGCGACGCUUCUUGCAGACGAGCAAUCAGGCUUACACGGACACCCCCGUCGAGAGCGCCAAGUUCAAAGUGCAAGCUGUGGAUUCGGACUUGGGAAGCGCCGCUGAGUCGUCCUUCAUGUCCGCCAGCGAGAUGGACAGUGAGAAGUCGUACCCGCCCGGCACGUCCGCGUUGGAACCAGACAGCUGCAGUGAUUGGUUGAACGGCUCCAAGGGCAGCCGCAAGUCACGCUGCAGAGCCAUGAGGAUGACCAAGACACUGGCACUGAUCCACUUGGCGCUGGUAUGGAGUCGCCAGGCGCUGACGCUUGGCGAUCUGCUACGGCUGGUGAGCGACGGACACGUCCCGUAUCUUACUGCCUACCAGGAUCUCCCUGAGGCGAUGAAGCUGGACAGCGCUCGGAUCUUCGGCGUGCAGAGCGUCCCAAGCCACUAUGCACUACACCGGGAGGCCCAGAAGCUUAUCUGCUUCCUGCACCUUCCUGCUUUUCCUCCCAUCCGCCGCCAGGACCUGCUACACCCGGCAAUGCUCAGCCUGCGCUAUCUUGCCGACGCCAACCUACCCGAUGAGCUCUACCCUUGGGUGUGCAUGCUGAUGGAGCGCAGUAGCCUGGCGGGCGCAGCGUGCAGGACGUUGGAACCGUCCAGCCACCCCACACUGCCCAACUAUGACAUCCAGGCUGCCGCUCUUAUCAUCGUCACCAUGAAGUUCCUAUUCGGCCUGGACGACCACACAGAAUGGUAUUUGUCAAAUGCCGCCGGUGAUCUGGUGACCGAAGAAUGUACGUCACAUGACCGGUCGCCACAGACAGGAAGUACCUUCAGCCUGAGGAGGUGGUACCGUCUGCUGCACGUCGCCAAGAUUCGAGCGCAGCAGAUGCAAGAGCGUGCCACCGCCAGAAAGCAGUGGAACACCACGACUCUUUCCUCAAAGGGGAAGGUCCAAUGUUGUGUUGUGAAAAAACAAAGAAUGGCCAAGACGCUUAAGUCGUGUUUGGAGAGAUUGUCAUCCUGCAUGGCAGGCAACCCCCCAGUGCCGCCGUCCUCUUUCACGUUCUGCUGGGGGGAAGAGGACGGCGCUGACGGUCCAAGUCUGCGUGACAAGAAACUCAACGCCGUGGUCACCCUAAAACAGGAAGUCCUGACCCACGUCAACACGGCGUACUGGCACCCUUCGCUCCAAGUCUGCGGCAAUCUGUGCUCCCUGGCGUGGAGGAGUAGCUCCGGGGGCAGUAUUCACUACGAGGAGACGGAAGCCACACUGCCUCGAUCCUACCUAUGGCUGCUCCAGCUCUUCAGCUUCUUGUUGCAGGUCAACCUCAGCCAGCUGCACCAGGAAGUGCUGAACCUUGAGAGGCGUGUCCUCUCGAGAAAGGUGAGAAAAGCAACCUGACGGGGUUACGUGACCUCAUUUCAUGGACAUAAAGAAGAAAAAGGGACUAUUUAUUUUUCGAUCGGACUUGUGCGAUCGAUGUCAAGACAGAGCAACACACGACCUUGUCAAUAUUGAAACAAAGUACUGUACAUUGAACACGAGAGGUGAAAAUCUGUGAUUUAUUUUUAUUUAUUUUUUCACUGUAAGCCUAAUAAACCUAAGGUAU